AUGAAUAUUUUUUCUUUCUUUCUUUUUUUUUCUUCUUUCUUUUUCUUUUUUUUUCUUUAUUUCGCCUUUAUUCACUCAUUUCCAUUUCUUCUUUUCCUUUUCCUCCUUAUUGCUGUCAUUAUUUCUCCUUCUCUUUUAGUUCUUCCCUCCCACCCAUGCCCUGUCCUUUUCUUUUUACUCUUUUCUCUUUCUGUGCGAUUCUUUCUACCUCACCUUCUCCGUUUUAAUACAUUUUGUUUUUAUACAUUUUUUCUUUCGUUCUUUCCUUCAUUCCUUCCAUCAUUUCUUCUUUAUUCCUUCAUUCUUUCCUUGGCGCUAUUCAGCUUGUCCGUUUUCUUAGGAUCCAGGUUCUUUGUCGCACAUUUCCUUUGCUUCUUUUCUUCCCCAAUUUUUUUCGAUUAUUUUCUAAGAUAUUUAUAUCCUUUUCCUUUCUAUCUUCAUCUUUACAUAAUUUCUUCAUUUUUCUUUCCUUCCUUCUUUUCAUUCUUUCUUUUUAAUUUCCAUUUUAUUUUUUUCAUAUAUUUCUUACUUCACAAUUGCAUAUGUUUUAUUUCAUCAUUCUUUCUUUUUCCACUCCUUUCUCACUUCAAUUUAUACUCAAUUUUCUUCUUCCUUCCUUCCUUCCUUCCUUCCUUCCUUCCUUCCUUCCUUCCUUUUCCCUUUCUUCUUUCAUUUAUACUAUUAUUCUCUUCAGCCACCCUUUCUUACUUCAUAAUUCCUUCUUUCUUCAUUUCUUUCUUAUUAAUACCCAUUUCGUUUUUUCAUUCUUUUAUCCAAUCAUUUCUUCUUUUUCUCAUUUCUAUUUCCAUCUACCUUUCUUCUUCCUUCCUACGUUUUACUCUCUCCUCUUUUAAAACUUCUCUCUUCUUAAAUUCCAUUGCCUCCUCUCAUUCCUUCCCUUCUUUCUUUUCUGAUCAUUAUCUAUCUAUCUAUCUAUCUAUCUAUCUAUCUAUCUAUCUAUCUAUCUAUCUAUCUAUGUUCAUUAUAUAUCUCAUCCGUUCAUUAUCUAUCUAUCUAUCUAUCUAUCUAUCUAUCUAUCUAUGUUCAUUAUAUAUCUCAUCCGUUCCUUAUCUAUCUAUCUAUCUAUCUCAUCCUGUUCAUAUCUAUCUAUCUAUCUAUCUAUCUAUCUAUCUAUCUAUCUAUCUAUCUAUCUAUCUAGUCUGUUCAUUAUCUAUCUAUCUAUCUAUCUAUCUAUCUAUCUAUCUAUCUAUCUAG
This is a messenger RNA of Acanthosepion pharaonis, 1215 nucleotides long. The record is from the annotation of a GenBank genome assembly. NCBI's taxonomy places the organism in Eukaryota, Metazoa, Mollusca, Cephalopoda, Sepiida, Sepiidae.